AUGUUGCUUUCACCGGCAAUGCUGCCACAUUUGAAUGCAGCGUUUAGAAAUAGUAGUACGGGAACAACUGAUACUGAAUCUGAUCAACCACCUACUACUUCUGGUAAUAUUCAAAAACGGAUUCAGUAUGGUUUAGUGAGUAAUUUAUUAGGCAGUGGCUUAUCAGCAGCAGCUAAUUCUGGCGAUACCACAAAUGCAGUGGAUGCUGAUAAUAAUGGUACAGUGGACCAGACCGAUCUUAUCGAAGCUAUUACGUUCGCAUCACUUUAUGGUUUUCAGGCAGUGCCGAUUCGUAUCAAAAUUUUAUUACACCGUGCAUUAUCUACAUUGACAAGAAAACGAGCUGAGGCAAUCAUUCGACGUACUGGUUGGAAGAUAGACGAUUUUGAGAGAGGAUUUAUACAGGAGGGUCCACUGAUUUUUGCUGUUGAUGCUUUUUGCGGUUCUGGUAGUGCUGCAGCUAUCUAUGCUUUAAGCGAUCCGGUGAUGACAGAUUUCCAUGGCAUUUUUUUUUUUUUGUUAUUGGUGGAUGAAAAGUAA
This is a messenger RNA of Acanthocheilonema viteae, 540 nucleotides long. The record is from the annotation of a GenBank genome assembly. NCBI's taxonomy places the organism in Eukaryota, Metazoa, Nematoda, Chromadorea, Rhabditida, Onchocercidae.